This is a messenger RNA of Chlorocebus sabaeus (green monkey), 624 nucleotides long. RefSeq names its product interleukin 3 (gene IL3). Gene Ontology annotation, cellular component: extracellular region. NCBI's taxonomy places the organism in Eukaryota, Metazoa, Chordata, Mammalia, Primates, Cercopithecidae. Gene Ontology annotation, biological process: immune response. The record is from RefSeq and is a predicted model, not a curated record. Gene Ontology annotation, molecular function: growth factor activity; interleukin-3 receptor binding.
UCUGUGGUUUUCUAUGGAGGUUCCAUGUCAGAUAAAGAUCCUUCCGACGCCUGCACCACACCACCCGCCCCCCGCCUUGCCCGGGGUUGUGGGCACCGUGCUGCUGCACAUAUAAGGCGGGAGGCUGUUGCCAACUCUUCAGAGCCCCACGAAGGACCAGAACAAGACAGAGUGCCUCCCGCCAAUCCAAACAUGAGCCUCCUGCCCGUCCUGCUCCUGCUCCAUCUCCUGGUCAGCCCCGGACUCCAAGCUCCCAUGACCCAGACAACGUCCUUAAAGAUAAGCUGGGCUAACUGCUCUAACAUGAUCGAUGAAAUUAUAACACACUUAAACCAGCCACCUUUGCCUUCGCUGGACUUCAACAACCUCAAUGGGGAAGACCGAGCCAUUCUGGUGGAAAAAAACCUUCGAAGGUCAAACCUGGAGGCAUUCAGUAAGGCUGUCAAGAGUUUACAGAAUGCAUCAGCAAUCGAGAGCAUUCUUAAGAAUCUCCCACCAUGCCUGCCCAUGGCCACGGCCGCACCCACGCGACCUCCAAUCCGUAUCACGAACGGUGACCGGAAUGACUUCCGGAGGAAACUGAAGUUCUAUCUGAAAACCCUUGAGAAUGAGCAGGCUCAAUAG